AUGUCGACUAAACUGCAGGUCUCGAAGGCGGUGACCAAGAAAAACACAGCCACGGGUGGCCCCGUGCAAAGUCCAGGCAAGGUGCAGAAUGGUACGAAGAAGAAGAGCACGGAGGCUGCACCCAAACCCCGGACAUCUAGCGGUGACGGCCCUCCUGGUGGCGAGGUUCGCAAGUCCAGCCGCCCUCGAAAGGCGAAAGUGUGGUUUGAGGAAGGGGCGGAUGCUACCGAAGAAGGUGCUGAUCCUGUUAAGUAUGUCGGGAACAACCUUGAUGGCGAGGAUGUGGACAACCAGAAACACGAGGACGAAGCUGAGGCCAACGGCAAGUCGGGUGACGUGGGCGAAAACGAGGUGGACGAGGCAGUAGACGAGGCCGGCGACGAGCCGGAAGAGGAAGACUUGGCGGAGGACGAUGCUGAAGAGAAGGCGGAUGAAGAGGAGGGUGACGAGGCGGAGGAAGAGGAGGGUGACGAGGCGGAGGAAGAGGAGGGUGACGAGGCAGAGGAAGAGGAGGGUGACGAGGCGGAGGAAGAGGAGGAUGAUGAGGCGGAGGAAGAGCAGGAUGACGAGGUGGAGGAAGAGGAGGACGAGGAGUCUGAGGAAGGGCAGGGGGAUGAGGACGAGGCUGAGAAGGGAAGUGAGAAAGGCGAUUCGGCGGAAGUGGGGGAAGGUGCGGAUGCGCACAAGCCUCAAAUCACAAGAAAGGGUAGCUUUGACGAGAUGCUGGAAGAGCAGGGUGACGCUGAUGACGAAGACAUGGAGGAUGAGGCUGUGGCUGAGGAACGUGCUAUGCUGCUUGGGAAGCUGAAGGCACUCGAUGAGAUCAAGGAACCCGUUGUCAGCUCGAAGCCUGCUAGAAAGGGUGUGAAACGUCUUCCGCGUUCAGAACCCUCUAAGGUUCCUGCUAAGCCACCGCGAGGGAAAGAUGCAGUCACAUCGGCUAAGGGAAAGGAUAAAGUUCUGGCGACCGAUAGUAUUCUCGGUGGGAAGUCGAAACGGGAGUUCGCCUUGGUGGUUGGCGGUGCGCAGAAAAAGCAGAACACCGGUGAAGUGUCGGCCAAACCGAAGUCAACUCCUACGGCAGCAGGCGCUGGGACCAGCGGGGGAAAGGCCAAGGCAGGCGCUGGGGCAAGCGGGGUAAAGGCCAAGGCAGGCGCUGGGGCAAGCGGGGUAAAGGCCAAGGCAGGCGCUGGGACCAGCGGGGUAAAGGCCAAGGCAGGCGCUGGGACCAGCGGCGUAAAGGCCAAGGCAGGCGCUGGGGCUAAACCGACCUCUAAGGAGGCCAACACAAAAACCAAAGGUCAGACUUUUGCCGCAUUGUAUAGCACUGCGGGAUGGUACCACUUUUUAUUCGUGGCAUGCUUGCUGAUGUCACGUCGCUUUCCAUCCUUCCCUGCCGUCGCUUUCCUCCCAUCCAUGCCGUCACCGUCAUCCCAUCCCUGCCGUCACCUUCAUCCCAUCCCUGCCGUCCCCUUCAUCCCAUCCCUGCCGUCACCUUCAUCCCAUCCCUGCCGUCACCUUCAUCCCAUCCCUGCCGUCACAUUCAUCCCAUCCCUGCCGUCCCCAUCAUCCCAUCCCUGCCGUCCCCUUCAACCCAUCCCUGCCGUCACCUCUGACCCGUCUCUCAGUCACCUUUCCUCCAUCUCUUCCGUCCCGUAUACAAUCAACAGCUCCCAAUCAGUACUCUGGAGCUGCACCACCGGUGAAGGCCUAGGGAGGCAUAGGGUGGUGAGGCUUUACCUAAACCCCAACUCCCCUCUGCUUGCCUGCCCACUCUCCCCUCAACCCGAAACCACACCUGCUACCCUAAAUACAGGCCUAGGGAGGCAUAGGGAGGUGAGGCUUUACCUAAACCCCAACUCCCCUCUACCUGCCUGCCCACUCUGCCCUCAACCCGAAACCCCACCUGCUACCCUAAAUCCAGGCCUAGGGAGGUUUAGGGAGGUGAUGCUUUACCUAAACCCCAACUCCCCUCUGCUUGCCUGCCCACUCUCCCCUCAACCCCAAACCCCACUUGCUUCCCCUUCCAGGCAUAGGGAGGUGAGGCUUUACCUAAACCCCAACUCCCCUCUGCUUGCCUGCCCACUCUCCCCUCAACCCCAAACCCCACUUGCUUCCCCUUCCAGGCAUAGGGAGGUGAGGCUUUACCUAAACCCCAACUCCCCUCUGCUUGCCUGCCCACUCUCCCCUCAACCCCAAACCCCGCUUGCUUCCCCAUCCAGGCAUAGGGAGGUGAGGCUUUACCUAAACCCCAACUCCCCUCUACCUGCCUGCCCACUCUGCCCUCAACCCGAAACCCCACCUGCUACCCUAAAUCCAGGCCUAGGGAGGCAUAGGGAGGUGAGGCUUUACCUAAACCCCAACUCCCCUUUGCUUGCCUCCCCACUCUCCCCUCAACCCCAAACCCCACUUGCUUCCCCAUCCAGGCAUAGGGAGGUGAGGCUUUACCUUAACCCCAACUCCCCUCUUGCUUGCCUGCCCACUCUCCCCUCAACCCGAAACCCCACCUGCUACCCUAAAUACAGGCCUAGGGAGGUUCUGGCCUCGUUGCGUGCGCUCUUUCAGCACAACGAUGCCAGCACCAGAGGGGUCUUUUUCGAGCAGCUGUCCUCAACUAGGACUUCUAUCAACGGCUGGAUGAGAAAGGUGGCACUCACGGCGUUGGGUCGGCAGGCGAACAAGUGCUACUUGGGGAGGUUACCAGCAGAUCUGCUUGCCCCACUCGAGUUCUACACGGAUGAGGAGCUCAUUGCACGUUACAAGGAUGGGGAGAGGGGGCUGGCAUGGCAUCGGGAGCUCCUCAUCCCUUUCGGCAGCCUCAUCUUCUCGGUGUCCAUCAAGUUGGCUUUGGCGCGUCGUGGGGUCAAUUCUGAGAAGAUUAAGACCCGCCAGCUGGGUUGGAUCCUAUAUGCGUUUGAGUGGCCAAUCCUCAACAACGCGCCUGAUGGGAAGUUGAGUGGCAAGUGGGAGUACAAUCGGAUCCAGUACGAGGAGAUGUGCACCCGUGUGAAGCGGGAGGUCGAGAUCGCUGUCAUUGACCAUGGUGUCCCAUACGCCAAAAACACGAACACAUUCAACUUCCCCAACGGCGUCUACAUCGACGCGUCUGACAUGGAGACCCUUGUCAGCAGGGUGCAGGUAACAUUGCUGAAUUCCUCCCAUCUCAUCCGUCCCCUUCCUCCCAUCUCAUCCGUCCCCUUCCUCCCAUCUCAUCCGUCCCCUUCUUCCCAUCUCAUCCCUCCCCCCUCUUCCCAUCUCAUCCGUCCCCUUCCUCCCAUCUCAUCCGUCCCCUUCCUCCCAUCUCAUCCGUCCCCUUCUUCCCAUCUCAUCCGUCCCCUUCUUCCCUUCUCAUCCGUCCCCUUCCUCCUAUCUCAUCCGUCCCCUUCCUUCCAUCCCCUUCCGUCCCCUAUGCCUCUUUGCACAGGCUGCACGACCUGCACCAGCCCGGGUUGUCACCCCAAACCCGUAAUCACGGAGGUUAGCAGCAGCACUAGGGGGAUCGGUGCAGGGCGUAGCAGUGGCAGUAGCAACCUGCAGGAGCAGCACGGAGACAGGGGCGUAGCAGUGGCAGUAACAACUAGUAGCCGCAGCAUGGGGACAUGCGGAGCAGCAGUGGCAGCAACGGGACAGGUGCGGAGCAGCAGCGGCAGCAUGGGGACAGGUGCUGAGCAGCAGGGGCAGCAGGGGGACAGGUGCGGAGCAGCAGGGGCAGCAGGGGGACAGGUGCGGAGCAGCAGUGGCAGCAUCGGGACAGGUGCGGAGCAGCAGUGGCAGCAUGGGGACAGGUGCGGAGCAGCAGUGGCAGCAUGGGGACAGGUGUGGAGCAGCAGGGGCAGCAUGGGGACAGGUGCGGAGCAGCAGUGGCAGCAUGGGGACAGGUGCGGAGCAGCAGGGAAGGAUGUGGCAGUGCUCUUAUCAUCAGUAGAACCAACCCACCAUCAGUAG
Messenger RNA from Closterium sp. NIES-65, 3945 nucleotides. The record is from the annotation of a GenBank genome assembly. NCBI's taxonomy places the organism in Eukaryota, Viridiplantae, Streptophyta, Zygnematophyceae, Desmidiales, Closteriaceae.